Messenger RNA from Dictyostelium purpureum, 687 nucleotides. RefSeq lists its product as uncharacterized. The record is from RefSeq and is a predicted model, not a curated record. Bases 1 to 555 code for a protein of 184 amino acids. NCBI's taxonomy places the organism in Eukaryota, Evosea, Eumycetozoa, Dictyosteliales, Dictyosteliaceae. The transcript has 3 exons.
AUGCGUCGUUCAUUAGCAGGUCCAGGUUCAUCAACUUCAAACUACCAACCAAAAUUAGACCCAGGAAAGAGUGUUGGUUCAUCACCAUCAGGUUCUGACGGUUUCAGAAGAACUGGUGCUGCCUCAGGUCCACAAUCAUCCACCUCUGCUUACACACCAACCACCGAUAUCGGUAAACAAGCUCCAGCUGCUGGUGGCAAUGAUGGUUUCAGAAGAACCGGUGCUGCCUCAGGCCCACAAUCAUCAGUUUCAGAAUACAACCCAACCACCGAUAUUGGUAAACAAGCCCCAGCCGGUGGUAAUGAUGCUUUCAGAAGAACCGGUGCUGCUUCAGGUCCACAAUCAUCUGUUUCAGAAUACAACCCAACCACUGAUAUUGGUAAACAAGCCCCAGCCGGUGGUAAUGAUGCUUUCAGAAGAACCGGUGCUGCUUCAGGCCCACAAUCAUCACACACUGAUUAUACCUCAACUUUAGACCCAGGUCUUUCAGUCAGUGUUUCAGGUGGUGGCGGUAAUGAUUAUUUCUCACACCACAAUGACGUUCAACAACAAUAAGCUUGCUGUUGCUCUCAUUUAAAAAAAAAAAAAAACAACAAAAAAAAAAGAAAAAAAAAACCCAUAUUUGUAAAAAAUUCUAUCUAUUUAAUAAAAAGUUGUAAAAUCACUAUAUUUUUUAAAAAUAAAUCC